This is a messenger RNA of Orbicella faveolata, 1875 nucleotides long. RefSeq lists its product as uncharacterized. Lineage: Eukaryota; Metazoa; Cnidaria; Anthozoa; Scleractinia; Merulinidae. The record is from RefSeq and is a predicted model, not a curated record.
AACCAGAAAGAUAUAAAAGAAAAUGCUGAAAGAAUAAAAGAAGUUCUUGACAACAUGAAAUAUGGUGAAGAUAUAACAUUUGAAGGUUUUCUUAACAACUUACAAUUAACUGAAGAAAGUUACAUCUUAGCUAUAAGACACACCCUAAAGAGGGCAACGUUAUGUUUGAAAAGGGCACCAUCUGAAAUAAGGAUAAACAAUUAUAACAAUGUUUUACUCAAAGCCUGGCAAGCAAACAUGGACAUUCAAUAUGUACUAGAUCCCUAUGCAUGUGCCACAUACAUACUCUCUUACAUUACAAAAGGACAGAGAGGUAUGAGCAGGCUUCUAGAAAAGGCAUCUGAAGAAGCCCAAUCUGGUAAUAAAGAUGUUACAAAUAGAGUGAGGCACAUUGGAAACAAAUUUUUAAAUGCAGUUGAAAUCAGUGCCCAAGAAGCUGUUUAUCUUGUUUUACAAAUGCCCAUGAGAAGAUCUUCCCGUGAUUUUCAGUUUAUUAGCUCAUCACCUCCAGAUGACAGGACAUUUUUGUUAAAGAAACUGGAUAAGCUCAAGGAAUUGCCUGACAGUUCACCUGACAUAGAAUCUGACAACAUAAUUAAGCGUUAUCAAAGGAGACCAAAACAGUUAGAAAAGUUGUGUUUAGCUAACUUUGUUGCAUGGUAUAACUAUGUUAAAGAUGAACAUGCUGAUUGGAGUGGAAAUGGGUCAUCAGUCACAGGUCUUGAUGACUUCUUACCAGAAACAAGCUUUGAUGACAAUACUGAUGAUGACCCUAUUAGUAUUAAUGUCACUGAGUGUCAAUUUGAGCCACAUGAAUACAAACUUAAAGGAGGAAUGAAACUGGUUAAACGAAAGAAACCUAAAAUCAUACGAUCUGUUAGGUACAAUAAAGAUAAGGAUCCAGAAAACCAUUUUCGAGAACAGCUUAUGCUUUAUACACCAUGGCGAAAUGAAACUACUGAUUUAAUGAAAGAAUGUCAAACUUACCAAGAACGAUUUGAACAGGUUAAGGAUAAAGUUAUCAGCAAUAGGCGUCAACAUGAAUACCAUUCAGAAAUACUAGAUAAAGCAAUGGAAGAUAUGAAUAAUGCUGAAUAUGACAACUUUGACACUGUUGCUCCAAAUGCAGAGCAUAUCAGUAAGCAGGACUGUGCUGUCAAGGAGAAGCCUAGUGAAUUAUUUGCUUGCUUUGAUCCUAGAAAAAACAAGGACCAUGAACAGUAUGAUUUGCUAGAUGAUAUCGGAAUCUUCCCUAGAAGUAAUGAUGAGGAGGAACUCGUUAUAAAGCGGAUGUCUGAUGAUAAUUAUUUUGCACUUGUCCGCUCUUUGAAUGAAAAACAGAGACAAUUUUUUUAUCAUGUGUUACAUUCAAUAAAAACUAGGGAUGACCCUCUUAGAUUGUUCUUAAGUGGAGGUGCUGGAGUUGGCAAAAGUACAGUCACCAAUGCAUUAUAUGAAGCAUUAAUAAGAUAUCUGAAUAGUAUUGCAGGGGAAAAUCCAGAUGAUGUGAAAGUUGUAAAAGCAGCUCCUACUGGUAAAGCAGCUUUUAAUAUUAAAGGCAAUACAUUACAUUCUGCUUUUAAGAUACCUGCCAAUAGAGGUUUUGAGUAUUGUGCACUGGACAGCGACAGACUAAAUACCAUUAGGGCGCAACUCAAGAAACUUAAGACAAUUUUUAUUGAUGAGAUAUCCAUGGUAGGAAGUGGCAUGUUUAACUUCUUGAAUGCAAGACUGCAACAAAUAAUGGGGACAAAAGAACUAUUUGGUGGAAUUAGUUUAAUAACUGUUGGUGAUCUUUUCCAGUUAAAACCAGUUUUUGAUAAGUGGAUCUUUGAAAAUUCUGCAAUAGGCUACAGUGCUUUAGCAAGUAACAUU